GCAGCGCCCGGCCCCUCCUCGCUCCGCGGGCUUCCCCCGCUGCAGCAUCCCUCCCUCCUCCUGCUCCACCUGCCGCCCAGGCGGGACCAGCUCGGGUCUGACAGCGGAGAGCUGCUGCCCCUCCGUGCAAUGGCCAAGAGGAGCUCUUUGUUCAUCCGGAUAGUUGAAGGGAAGAAUUUGCCAGCUAAGGACAUUACAGGCAGCAGUGAUCCUUACUGCAUUGUGAAAAUCGACAAUGAAGCCAUCAUCAGGACAGCCACAGUGUGGAAGACUCUGUCCCCAUUCUGGGGGGAGGAGUAUGAGGUCCACCUGCCGCCCAGCUUCCACAAUGUGUCUUUCUACGUGAUGGAUGAAGAUGCACUCAGCCGUGAUGACGUCAUCGGAAAAGUCUGCCUGCCUCUGGAUGUGCUGGCCAAGCAUCCCAAGGGCUACAGCGGCUGGCUGAACCUGACAGAAAUCGAUCCCGACGAGGAGGUGCAGGGGGAAAUCCAUCUCCUGAUCGAGAUCCUGGGCAGCAACGUGGCACGGAAGCUGCGCUGCAGGGUGUUUGAAGCCAGGGACUUGGCUCGGAAGGACCGCAACGGUGCCUCUGACCCCUUCGUGAGGGUGCGCUACCACGGCAAGACCCAGGAGAGCUCGGUGGUCAAGAAGUCCUGCUACCCCCGCUGGAAUGAGACCUUUGAGUUUGACCUGGAUGAGUCAGCCACUGAGAAGCUCUGUGUCGAGGUCUGGGACUGGGACCUCGUCAGUAGGAAUGACUUCCUGGGCAAGGUGGUGUUUAAUAUCCAGGGCCUGCAGACCAUCCAGCAGGAGGAGGGCUGGUUCAGGCUGAGGCCAGAUAAAUCCAAGCCAAGAGUGGAUGAAGGCAACCUGGGCUCCCUGCAGCUGCAGGUGAGGCUGCGGGAUGAGACAGUGCUGCCUUCCAGCUACUACCAGCCACUGGUCCAGCUGCUCUGCCAGGAAGUUAAAAUGGGACCAAAGGAUGGAAAAAUACCCUUGAUCACCCUGAUUGAUGAGACCACCACGGCCGAGUGCAGGCAGGAAGUGGCUAUCAACCUCGUGAAGCUCUUUCUGGGCCAAGGGUUGGCCAAAGAGUUCCUGGACCUUCUCUUCAAGCUAGAAUUGGACAAAACAUGUGAACCAAACACAUUAUUCCGGAGCAACUCCCUGGCCUCCAAGUCGAUGGAGUCCUUCCUGAAGGUAGCAGGGAUGCAGUAUUUGCACAGCAUCCUGGGGCCAACAAUUAACCGUGUCUUUGAGGAGAAGAAGUAUGUGGAGCUGGACCCCAGCAAGGUGGAGAUUAAAGAUGUUGGGUGCUCAGGGCUGCACCGGAUCCAGACGGAGAGCGAGGUGAUCCAGCAGAGUGCCCAGCACUUGCAGUCUUAUUUGGGUGAGCUCCUUGCCGCCAUUGCCAAGUCAGUGAAGAUGUGUCCCGCCAACAUCCGUGCCACCUUCCGGCAGCUCUUCACACGAGUGGGAGAGCGUUUCCCCGAGAACAAGCACAAGAACGUGAAGUUCAUCGCCGUUACCAGCUUUCUCAGCCUCCGCUUCUUCUCCCCGGCCGUCAUGUCCCCCAAGCUCUUUCACCUGCGGGAGAAGCACGCAGAUGCCCGUACCAGUCGCACCCUGCUGCUUUUGGCUAAGGCAAUCCAGACCAUUGGGAACAUGGACACUGCAGCGAGCCGCACCAAGGAGGCAUGGAUGGCCCCUCUGCAGCCCACCAUCCAGCAGGGUGUCGCCCACAUGAAGGAAUUCAUCAUCAAGCUCGUGGACAUUGAGGAGAAGGAAGAGCUGGACCUGCAGAAGGCACUGACCCUGCAGACCCUCAUUGUGAAGGAAGGACCACUGUUCAUCCACAAGACCAAAGGCAAAGGGCCACUUAUGUCGUCGUCCUUCAAGAAACUGUACUUCUCCCUCACGAGUGAAGCCCUCAGUUUUGCCAAGACACCCAGCUCCAAGAAAAGCUCCUUCAUCACCUUGUCCAACAUCCGGGCGGCUGAGAAGGUGGAGGAGAAAAGCUUUGGCAACUCCCACGUGAUGCAGAUCAUCUAUAUGGACGAGACGGGGCAGUCGGAGACGGCCUAUCUGCAGUGCAAGUGUGUCAACGAGCUGAACCAGUGGCUCUCAGCCCUGAGGAAGGUCUGCGUGAACAACUCAGAGAUGCUGUGCUCCUAUCACCCCGGUGUGUUCAGAGGAGACAAGUGGAGCUGCUGCCACCAGAAGGACAAGUCAGGUUUGGGCUGUGAUAAAACCCGGCACGGAGUCACGCUGCAGGAGUGGAAUGAUCCCUUGGAUCCAGACCUAGAGUCUCAGCUGAUUUUCAGGCACCUGCUUGGAGUGAGGGAAGCGAUGAGGGAAAAGUACCAGGAGUUGAUGCUGGAGAAAAGGGAAAACGGCCUGAGCCAAAGUGAAGGCUCAGAUGGCAGUACUUGUUCUACCUGGGGUGGAUUUGCUUCUCUCUCAGACAUGAGGGAAGGACACUUGGUGCCCACCAGCCUGUCUUCCAGCUCCCCUAACUACACAGCAGGUCUCGCUAAAGAAAGCACUGAACGUGUGGUUUUUCCAUGUGCAACAGCCCCCGAAAACAUGGAUGGUCCUACCAGGCUCUUCCACGUGCUGCAGGACCUCGAGGAAGCCCACCACAAGGCGAGCAUUGCCAACAAGGACAAGAACUGCCUUGUGGAGCUGCAGACGUGACCGCCUGGGCGAGAGCCAGUCCACCAGGGCAGGGAUGUGCUCUCACUCACGCUAGUGCGGUCUGGUUGUGUCCGUGGGAGCUGCCAACACCAGAUGAAGUAGCAAGGGGGAAAUCUCCUCGUGCUGACUUCUUGCUCGCACAUUUGCCCUGCCACUCAGAAAGUCAUGUAAUGGACUCGGCUAGCUCAGUGUCUCCAUUACUGAAUGGAAUCUGUUCCCCCUCCCUCUCGUGCCCUUGUUAGCGAUGUAUGUCAGUCGAGUGUGGGAUCAGUGUGUGCUGGUUCACUCAGUUGGGAGCAUGGAAUUGCCCUCAUCUCCCCUCCACCAGGCUGGCAUUAUGGUGUCUCUGGUUUUCAUCUGUCAACCAACACCCAUGCAUGUGCCCAAAUCCCAUCUGGUGCCACAUUGCAUCCCUGUAUGUGAGCCACUUCCCUUGUGCACUGAAUCUCCAUGGUCAAAUGGACCCAGCCAAUCUCAAUGUAGCAGCAAAACCAGAAAUCAUGCACAGGCCAAAACAGCAGUAGAAAAGCAGGACUGGCUGAUGAGGCAUGGCUUGAGGAUCGGGAAACUUGGGUUCCCUUUGCUCCUCUGCCUUGGACCCACUGUGUGACCUUUGGCAAAUCAUAUGACCCUUCUCUGCCUCUAUCCACCAUCUCUGAAGUGGGGCUGGCACCUUCAUCCACAUGCUCACGCCCUCUUCUGUUCAGGUGUCUGGAGAUCCUUUGCUGAGACCCUGGAGAAAGGUUGCACACUCUUAUGGAUGCUGAUGACCACCAGAACCCUAUAACUUGCAUCCCUGAGAGGCCUGGCCCUCUGUGGCACCAGCAGCAUGUCACAUAGCAUGGGAAAGGCUUAAUAGGCCUGGAGCUGAGCACUUCAGAUGCUGUCUCUUGCCUGCGGGUGCAGGGCAGGAGGGUUGGGAGGGAAGGAAUCCUGCUGGCCACAAAGUGAGAGCUCUGCAGAUUAGAGAGGCUGGGGGGCAAGAGGCUCUUCAGUCAAGCCUCUAGAGGUCUGCUCCCAGCAUCAUCCAUCCUGGGUAAGGCGCUUUGGGGCUUUUAGGAGCACUUGGGAGUGGAGGGGGGCGGAUCUUGGAACACCUAGAGUCAGGCCUCUCUGCCUUAGUUUCCCCAUCUGUCGUUGAGGAGAAGGAUAUUAGGGCCAUGGGAGUUCUCUAGUGACAGGUGGGCCCGCCCUGCAUCCAAGUCACUGACGGCAGGUUCUGGUGUUUUGUGCCCGUGCUGGCAAUGAAAAGAGGCUCCUGGGGAUCCUGGGAUAUGCCAAGCACCACUUGUCCCUCAGGCAGCCAUUGCACAAGUGCCCAGACCAUGUAGCAGGGCCACUACAAACUGCUGCCUGUGUCAUGCUCUCAGGCCAGCAGCCAAGCCAAGCUGCUGUUUGCCCUGUGCUGCCAUGCUGCUGCACAGAGCCUGCAGUUCCUCCCCAUGCUGGCUGCCUGCUGGCUUACAUGGAAGCAGUGCUGCCUUGUGCACACAGCCAGAGUGCCAGCAGGUGAUACAACCAAUGCCACUGGCACAGGGCAGCCACCUGGCAGAGGGAAGUCCAUCUGUGCUGCGUGCCAUGGGCUGUGGCCAGAGCCUGCCAGGCCAUGGCUGGUGUGUUCCUUACUUGGGUGACUGCAGCCUCUGGAAGUGAAGGCCUGUGAUGGGGUGUCCGUGGCGCCGCCCUCCCCACCACUGCACAACAGCACAACGCGGCGCAGGUGCUCUGUAUGGGAAUGUACAAUAAAGGCAUCUUGUA
Molecule: messenger RNA, 4455 nt
Organism: Alligator sinensis (Chinese alligator)
Lineage: Eukaryota; Metazoa; Chordata; Crocodylia; Alligatoridae
Product: ras GTPase-activating protein 4
Exons: 22
Coding region: 130-2697 (855 amino acids)
Biological process (GO): negative regulation of Ras protein signal transduction; cellular response to calcium ion; regulation of GTPase activity
Molecular function (GO): phospholipid binding; GTPase activator activity
Source: RefSeq, a predicted model, not a curated record